Messenger RNA from Penicillium cataractarum, 744 nucleotides. Its product is annotated as GTP cyclohydrolase I. The annotation marks the transcript as partial. Gene Ontology annotation, molecular function: GTP binding; GTP cyclohydrolase I activity; zinc ion binding. Gene Ontology annotation, biological process: tetrahydrofolate biosynthetic process; tetrahydrobiopterin biosynthetic process. The transcript is spliced from 3 exons. NCBI's taxonomy places the organism in Eukaryota, Fungi, Ascomycota, Eurotiomycetes, Eurotiales, Aspergillaceae. The record is from RefSeq and is a predicted model, not a curated record. Gene Ontology annotation, cellular component: cytoplasm.
AUGAGCAUGAGUCGGCUUACCUCGAGUGCACCAGAUGACUCUGGGGAUCAUGUUCAUCCAACAACCAUUCCAACUUCUAGCCUCCUCGCUACUCCCAGUACCCAAACAUCGCCAGUUGACCUUGACAGUCUCAGUCGGCCAUGUUCCGGUACACAAAAGCGGUUAGAAUCAAUCCCGGAAGAACACACAGAUCGAAUGCAGAAGCUCAAAGGAGCCGUGCGAACUAUUCUUGAGUGUAUUGGUGAAGAUCCAAAUCGAGAAGGACUCCUUCAGACUCCGGAGCGAUACGCCAAGGCUAUGCUCUUUUUUACCAAGGGUUACCAGGAGAAUCUCCAAGACCUGCUCAAUGGAGCUGUUUUCCAUGAGAAUUACGAUGAAUUGGUCAUUGUGAAAGACAUCGAUGUUUCUUCCCUUUGUGAGCAUCACAUGGUCCCUUUCACUGGAAAAAUACAUAUCGGUUACAUUCCUAAUGGCCGGGUAAUUGGUCUUUCCAAACUUGCCCGACUAGCCGAGGUAUUCUCACGCAGACUCCAGGUCCAAGAGCGCCUGACCAAGCAGAUUGCUCUUUCGAUCUCCGAGGUACUGAAACCGCAGGGCGUUGGGGUUGUUAUGGAGUCCUCGCAUCUUUGCAUGGUUAUGCGCGGGGUAGAGAAGGUUACCAGCACGACAACCACCAGUUGUAUGCUUGGAUGCAUGCGAUCUGAUGCACGGACCAGAGAAGAGUUUUUGACUCUUCUGAACCGG